This is a messenger RNA of Paramuricea clavata, 1117 nucleotides long. Lineage: Eukaryota; Metazoa; Cnidaria; Anthozoa; Malacalcyonacea; Plexauridae. The record is from the annotation of a GenBank genome assembly.
AUGGAAGAAAUGGCUAUUAUAGCGACGAACAUCACAGAAGCAAAACAAAAACGCGCCCUUUUAUUACAUUAUGCUGGCCCGGCCGUAGACAAAAUCUUCGAUACUUUAUCUGAUACCGGCGAAGACAAGGACUAUAAAGAAGCAGUAGACGCUCUGAAUGCAUACUUUUUGCCUCAAGUUAACUCAACAUUCAAAGAGUACAAUUUUCGCCAAGCAAAACAACAACACGGAGAAAAUAUUGACGCAUAUAAUACCCGGCUGAGACAACUCGCGAUUUUACCGACGUCGAUAAAGAAGUAAAAUCACAAAUAAUUAUUGGGUGUUUGUCACAACGUAUAAGACGACAAGCUUUGCGUGAUAAUCCAACUCUCAAAGAUCUACUAGCCGCGGGAAGAGCACAAGAGCGAAGCACAAGCCGAAGCCGUAGAAAAAGGCGUGCCACCCGUAAAUUCCAUCAAACACGAGCAAAGCCAAAGAGACACGAGAAACAGAAAAAAUCACGGAAAAUAUCAACAAUCGAAGUCCAGAUACUUUGGGAACGCUGGAAAUCAACAAAAAAAACCCCGGAAAUCGACAAUUUCCCACCAGAAAUCGACAAAUACCCCCGGGAAAUCAACAAAUACCUACUCAAAAAUGUCGCAAUUGUGGUGGAAUUUUUCCACAUAACGGCGACUGUCCUGCAAAAGGUAAAGAAUGUCGAGCAUGUGGGAAAAGCGGUCAUUUUGCCAAGGUUUGCAGAUCAAAACCCAAUCGACGCGAAAUCCACCAAGUAUCGGAAACCCCAUCAGAGGAACCCGAAUAUCUAUUCACCGUCCAAAACAACCAUCAACACAAUACGUCACCACUCUGUGAGGUACAUAUUGCUAACGAACCAGUUCAAACCAUCAUUGACUCAGGUGCCUCCGUCAACAUUAUUGAUGAAUCCACAUACGAAAAGAUCAGAAAAUAUAAUCAAAGUGCUGUGCUUACCACAUCACAGUCCAAGAUCUACACAUACGGCUCAAAUAUGGAACUGACACUCUUGGGUAUGACUACUGCAGAAAUUCGUUUCCGGUCAACCACAGUCACUGCAACCUUCUACGUCACCAAAGGACGAAAUGGAAACCUUUUGAGUUGA